Nilaparvata lugens (brown planthopper) is the source of this 1314-nucleotide messenger RNA. RefSeq lists its product as uncharacterized. Bases 249 to 1091 code for a protein of 280 amino acids. Gene Ontology annotation, biological process: sensory perception of taste. The transcript has 7 exons. Lineage: Eukaryota; Metazoa; Arthropoda; Insecta; Hemiptera; Delphacidae. The record is from RefSeq and is a predicted model, not a curated record. Gene Ontology annotation, cellular component: neuronal cell body; membrane; dendrite.
GACUUCCGGGCAAUUUAAAUAAUUAUGAUAUUUAGAUAUGUUUGUUAUCUAGCAACAAUUCCCUAGAGUAUUGGUAGGCAGUUGGUAAACACUCUGUAUAUGGAAAUACUUAGUACCGGUACAUUUCUGGCUCAAUUUAAAUAUUGUGACUCAUUUAAAUGACUAGACGCUGGAAUGUAUUUUAUCUUUUUCAUUUUGUCGUGAAUGUAGAUGGUGUUUGACUUCCAACUUGAGAAAGAAUCGUCAGUAUGAAAUUGAGUGAGGAACAACUACUGGAUAGCUUCACUAGCUUACUGCGAACUAUCACAGGUCUCACUCCAUUUAUCGCCACAAUGUUUCUAUUUGUCUGCAUGUUCAGUACAAAAGAAAAGAUGAAACAUAUAAGAGGUGAAUUAAAAAAUAUUACAUUUAUGUUGGAGAGCAAAAAAAGUAAGAAAACAAGAUUUUUGCCAGACGUCGAAGAUAUAGUAAUAGAUAAGCAAUCAUUUCGCCGACCUGUAAAACUUGGUUUGAUGACACUUUAUCUGAAGCUCAAAUCAUUGAGAGAUGAACAUAAUAAUUUGCUUUUUUCCUCACAAUCACUUAACAAAAGAUUUCAAACUGAUUUGCUCUUCAUGAUAGUGCAAACAUUCUAUUUGCUAUUAAUGUGUACCUAUGGUCUCGCAUUCAAUAUUGGCGACAUUGAAGAAAAAGGAGAAUACAACCUGAUUAAAUUCUUCAUCCUAAUUUUGACAAUCAUUGUCUAUAGGCUGUUUCUGUGCUGGUUGGUUUGCUAUGGAGCAUCGUCCAUAGAUGUUGAGAGUAAAUUAUUGGAAAUGGCAAUAAUGAAACUAUCUCUCUCAAAUAUUAAGCAGAAACGCUCUCAAGUGGAGAUACAGCUUUUUUAUCUUCAAUGCAAGAACAGAGAAGCCCCAUUCAAUAUUUUCGGAAUGUUUGCUAUUGGCAAAUCAUUUAUGUUCAUGAUGCUGACCACUAUAAUAAGCUAUAUUGCCGUGAUAAUUCAGUUCACCUAUGAGGCUCAAGCAGACAAAAUGAGUAACAAUACAUCAGGAGCCUCAGCCACCAAUGCAACUAGCAAAACUGAAAUCUAGGGAAAUACCGUUGGCCCACGGUAGGACUACUAUUGCUCGGGCGAUGGAAUAAUAUUAGUGAAUGAACCCGAGGAUGGUACUUGCAUCCAGUGUGCUAAUUGAAAGUAACGGGUCAUCCCUAACUAAUGGCAUUCCACUAAUUAACUACAUUUUCGUCAAGAGUUGGAUUUAUAUAAGGACUUCUUGUUCAUUGUCAACCACUGUUUGUAAUCCAUCAGAGUUU